GAAUCAUCGGGAUGUAUAUGGGAGAGAUAUUGUACUUUGGUUAAUUAAACUUUGUUACAAUAUUACAAGCUGCCUCAAUUCAGUAUGGUUUCUUGUAGUAAAAUUGGAGAAUGGAAAUCCUCCAACUUAUUAUAUUAUACAAGUUAUAAAUCGCAUACUACUAGAUGCGAUUUUAACUUACCGGGCACAUCAAAUUAAUGAGAUUAUUCAUCCGAAGACCGUUGUAGAAUUUUUGGACCGAAUAAUUCUUGUGUUUGUUGAGCGUUUUGAAGUUGGUCUGGCUACUAUUUUCUUAAUUGCUCAUUUGAUUUUUGAGGGAGUAUUCUUGAGCACACUCUUCCGAGUCGACUGUACUAAUUCCGAUUUUACGGAAUGCAAAACUAAAAUUGACUUGGAACUUGAAUCUCAUGGGGAUGGAGCAUUGGUGGAGGAAUUAUUAUUUGCUUAUAUCAUUCCUGUCGAAUUGUUUAUUGGAGUAGUAGAGUAG
Molecule: messenger RNA, 487 nt
Organism: Diversispora eburnea
Lineage: Eukaryota; Fungi; Glomeromycota; Glomeromycetes; Diversisporales; Diversisporaceae
Source: the annotation of a GenBank genome assembly